GCAAGGAGGCCGUCGCUGCCGGAACCUGGGUUCUUGCGAGGUGGUGGAGCAGAUUUUGGGGAGCAGUGUGGCGCCGGGCACGUCGACUGCCCGCCGCCCCCCCUCGCCACACCAUGGUCCGCCUCACCACUCUUCUCUGCAAGAACUACCGCGGGGGCCACCUCACCAUCCGCCUUGCUCUCGGCGGCUGCACCAACCGGCCCUUUUACCGCAUUGUUGCUGCUCACAACAAAUGUCCCCGGGACGGGCGUUUCGUGGAGCAGUUGGGCUCCUAUGACCCGCUGCCCAAUAGCCAUGGAGAAAAGCUCGUUGCUCUCAAUCUGGACAGGAUUCGGCAUUGGAUCGGCUGUGGGGCUCACCUCUCUAAACCUAUGGAGAAACUUCUCGGUCUUUCUGGUUUUUUCCCUCUGCAUCCUAUGAUGAUUACAAAUGCUGAGAGACUGCGAAGGAAACGAGCGGGUGAAGUCCUCUUAGCUUCUCAGAAAACAGAAGCUGAGGCUCCAGAAACAGAAAUAAGCUGACUUCAGUGAACAUAGUGAUUACAAGGUCAAAGACUUCUAAAGUACUUGUGUAUAGAGCUCUUGGUUUUAUUAGGUUUAGAGGUCAAUAAAAGCCACUCAUCCUUUUCUGGCCUAAUUUGAACAAGGGCUAGGCAGAGAUUUGUUCUUGUUUGACAUAAGAGCUCUAUGUGGAUACUAAGUAGGUUUUUCUGCUUUUAUCUUGGAAAAAAAUGUAUUUGUGGACUUUUGGGUCCACAGGUAACCUUA
Molecule: messenger RNA, 767 nt
Organism: Dipodomys spectabilis (banner-tailed kangaroo rat)
Lineage: Eukaryota; Metazoa; Chordata; Mammalia; Rodentia; Heteromyidae
Gene: Mrps16
Product: mitochondrial ribosomal protein S16
Exons: 3
Coding region: 114-521 (135 amino acids)
Biological process (GO): mitochondrial translation
Cellular component (GO): ribosome; mitochondrial small ribosomal subunit
Molecular function (GO): structural constituent of ribosome
Source: RefSeq, a predicted model, not a curated record